UUUUUUCAGUACUUUGAACACUACAAUGGACAGCUGGGAGGACACAGAACCUGAAGCGCAUUUCACUAAAAUCAAAAUUGAGGAACGUGUCCGGAACAAAGUCAAAGAAAAGGACAACAUAUCCUUUGAGCAAGUGGGGAGCUGUAGCUAUCUGGAAGAGGUCCAAGAGGUCCAUUCCAUCUUGUUCAGGAAAGUGCUGGAAGAAGUUGAUAAUCAGCCCCCAUCAUCUUCAGAAGGAGAGAAGAACCUCAUUUUGCUGAAGACAGUGCAGUUGAAAAUAGAGGAAGAUGAUAUCCAGGGGCCUUGUUUAACUCAUCAGCCAGCAGAGAUGCAAACUAUGUUGCAAACAGAGGCAGGCUUCAUCCAGUCAUUGGAGAAAAUGCCGGAUAGCAUGGGCAUUCAGGAGAACCCAGGGAAAAUCUUGGCAAUAAGUUUGCCAGAGGGCAUUUAUGCAAUCCAUGAGAUGGAAGUGAUCAAUGGUCCAAAAGAAACACCAGCAUUUCAUGAGGACAGAUGGUCAAUUGAGAAGGAUCCGGAUAUUCCUGGGAUUCAGGUUGAUAGAGAAAAAGAUACAGCUGGAGAUGAAGUCAAGGACCGGCAGCUCCUUGCAGCUGAAGAGGGAAGAAUUAGACCUCUGCCUGACUGUGAAGCAGCAGAUAUUCCAGAUGGUAGAAAUAAAGCUACGCUGUUGCACAAUUCUGAAAAUAAAGAGCAAAGCAAGGACAGUUUAUUCCAACCUCCUGUUGCAAUAAGCUCUGACGUUCCUUCAGAAACCCAGGAGAGCAUAGUCCAACAAGGUAUAGGGAAAGCUAUAAGGUCACAUGCACAGUUUUCUUCUUAGAUACCUAUGAUUGUAAAAGAAAGGACUUCCAGUUCCUUGAGAAACACUGACAUCAGCAGCAGGGUCUACCUGUUAUUAGGAAAGUGGGUGGACUUUCACUCCAAUCAGGCAGAGAAGUUCUUAUCAAUGGU
This is a messenger RNA of Candoia aspera, 972 nucleotides long. RefSeq lists its product as uncharacterized. The transcript has 2 exons. The coding region runs from base 26 to 841 and encodes 271 amino acids. Lineage: Eukaryota; Metazoa; Chordata; Lepidosauria; Squamata; Candoiidae. The record is from RefSeq and is a predicted model, not a curated record.